AUGCGAAUCCUUAUCCAUAACAACUACAAUGUUCUUGCUGAAGAGUUGACAUGUGCUCGUGUCAAGGAAGAGUGCGUUCUUGAUUUCUGUGAGAUCAAGCCUGGCGCACUUCAUACAGGAACACGUAUAGGAGGGCGUCCAUUACGAACGAUGAUGAAUCAUCGUCGCCAAUAUGAGCCUGAACAUCGACGUUCGGGCUUCAUAGUCAUCAGACUUUCGGUUUUGGAUAAUCCAGUUGAGGCAAAGCGAGCGCGGGCGAAUCUAGCGAAUGCAUUUCAGAAGAUCUAUCAUGUAAUGUACGACAAGGUCUUCUAUGGAGAUGAUGAGCUAAUUCAUGCUGAUGAUGAACGCCGGGAGAUCUGGAUUACGAUCUAUGGCAAGGAUCCCUGGAGCGUGAGACCGUGGCAGCGAGAUGAAUCCCAAGACGUAUUUCAGUCGAAUAGAAUAACAGUUUCGUACUUUUUGGGACCAAGAGUGCCAAUUUUCGGCCAAUUUCCUCAAAUUCUUGAGCCUCUAGCGCCCUCCAGAGUGGGUCUAACGAUGGUUUUCUACACAUAUUCUGAGCCGUCAAAGCCUCUUUUACAACCUGAAAUAGGUUUCAUAUCCACAGACCCGGGAUACUAG
This is a messenger RNA of Oikopleura dioica, 624 nucleotides long. The record is from the annotation of a GenBank genome assembly. NCBI's taxonomy places the organism in Eukaryota, Metazoa, Chordata, Appendicularia, Copelata, Oikopleuridae.